Messenger RNA from Acipenser ruthenus (sterlet), 6699 nucleotides. Its product is annotated as protein NLRC3-like. Gene Ontology annotation, biological process: regulation of apoptotic process. The transcript is spliced from 8 exons. Lineage: Eukaryota; Metazoa; Chordata; Actinopteri; Acipenseriformes; Acipenseridae. Bases 518 to 3193 code for a protein of 891 amino acids. The record is from RefSeq and is a predicted model, not a curated record. Gene Ontology annotation, molecular function: protein binding.
AAAAAAAAGCUACAUGCAUUAAAAUCGAGUAACCCAGUGGAGCCGCAUUGCGUCACCGGCCUGCUGUGUCCGUGUUAUUGGAAAACACGCGUGUCUGUGUGAGGAAGUCACGUGAUGGUGUUGAAACGCAGAACUCGCCCCGGCGAACGAGAAACGGCGUGGCUUAGUUGCAAUAUUAUAGUGAAGAGUUAGCGUAACAUUGCUUCAUAACAAACAUUUAACGUAGUUUUGUUUUGUGAGAAGCUGGUUCAGGAAGUAGACAGAAAAGCAGCCCACGGACGCACUGAACAACUUUUAAAAAAUGAGGUGCUUUAGGUUUAGAGUAAAAAACAGCGAAGAGCAGCAUGGUCGAACCCGAGCCCAAACUUCAGUUCCAGCUCUCCAUGCUGAUUUUUAACCAGAGAAAGAGGAGGAAGAAACGCUUGGUUUGAAACCCACAGAUAAGGGAGGCUGUGUCGCGCAGAGAGAGAGAGAGAGAAAGUAAGAAAGAGAGACGCAAGCUUCUAGAAAGCGGACAAUGGCUUUCGGUCCCUACCAGCUGCAGCUGCUGGAGAGGAGGCCAGAGCUGGUCUCGGAUUGGAGCAAGGAGAUUGAGACCAUCCUGGACGCUUUGCAGGGAAAGCGCAUCAUUACGGAGGAGGAUCUGAGCCGAAUUAAUGGCGACAGUUUGGGGAAAAGGGACAAAAUGAGAAAUCUGCUGGAUGUGCUGCAUGGAAGGGGGGAGGAUGCCUGUAGCGGCUUCGUUGCUGAACUGAAAAUCUUAGCCUGUGUCAAAUCUGAGCCUCCCAGCGCCAAUGGCAGCUGCUUCAGCAAGAGAGCUCCGUGCACGAUGCAGAGUAAUGCAGAGCUCAGGAGUGAGGACACCCAAGUGGAUAAGCCAGACGAGAUAAACCAAGGUACUGGAAUGCUGGAUUCGAUGCGGGAGGCUGAAAGCCAGCUGAGCCCUCUGAAGAAGCACCAGGAGAUUCUAGCGAAUGACUACGGGAAGGUUGUGGAUUAUAUAAGCACGAGCCGGCAAAGCGAGGACCUGGAGGAGAGGUACACAGACAUCACUGUCACAAGAAAGGAGAGCUACGCGGAGCAGAGGCAGCACGAGGUGACGGAGGUGGGCAACGCCUUCAAAAAACUGGAGUGGGAAUCUUCAGGGAACCUGUGCGAGUUCAGGACCAUUUUCCGGAAUUUGCUGCAGCUGGACGAAGGCGUCACUCUGCUCUGUGGAGUGGCUGGCAGCGGGAAAACAACCGUCACCAAAAAGCUCAUCCAAGAAUGGGCUAAAGACCCUCAGCCUGCUAAGAUUGUCUUCGUCUUUACUUUCCGAGAGCUGAAUCUCAUCACUGACCCCAAAAGCUUGAAGGAGCUGCUCUCCUCUCACUACAGCCACCUGAAGCCAGUUCUGAGUCAAAUCUUGACCGAUCCCUCCCGAAUCCUCUUGAUCCUGGACGGGUUGGAUGAGUUCCGAUUCCCCUUGGUAUUUGAGAAGACCCCGAAAUGCACAGAUCCGGAUAUUCCCCAAAGGGUCAGCGAGGUGGUGGUGAAUCUGCUCAACCGAAACCUGUUGCCUGGUUUGUCCGUCCUCGUCACUUCCAGGCCUCACGCCGUCUGCAAAAUCCCGCAGAAACACGUCGGUAAUUUCUACAAGAUCUUGGGCUUUUCCGAGUCCCAGCAGAAGGAGUACUUCCGCAAGUGUAGUCCGACUCCAGAGGCGGCCGAGGAGAUUUGGGGUUACAUCUCGGCCCACCGACCUCUCUUCCUGAUGUGCCACAUUCCGGCUUUCUGCUGGAUCACUGUGACGGCCCUGCGAGAGAAGGUGGCUUUCAAGGAAACGAGAGAAAACCUGGCCACCGUCACCGAGAUCUACUGCAGGUUCCUCAAAGCCAUACUGGUGUUUCACGGAGACCAAAAAGCCGGUUCGCACAUCCAGAGCCUGCUGGCUGCCCCGGAAUCCUUGAGCAGCUUGAGGAGGCAUCUCAAGGACUUGGGUGCCCUGGCUUUCAAAGGGUUAAUAGAGAAGAGGUUUAUAUUCGACCAGGCUGACCUGAGCAGCUUCUCGGUGGACCAGGGUGGCUUGUCCUGCAUGUUUCUGGUGGAGAUCUUGAAGGAGGACCAAGACCGCUUCACCUACGAGAGGAGCUAUCACUUCGUCCACACCAGCCUGCAGGAGUUCUUCGCUGCUCUUUAUUAUGUGCUGGAGUCCCACACCGGCAGGGAUCCCUUCUCCUGCCUCAAACCCGCUCCCCUCCCAGACCCCUGGGGUCUCGUGGCCAGGGCUCGCAGGCUCCUGGGAGUGAGGAAGGUCCUCAGGAAGAGAGUGAAGGAGGUCUUCUGCUGGAGCCACCAGCUGCAGUCUGGACACCUUGACCUCUUCUGCAGGUUUCUGUCGGGUCUGCUGGUGCCCAGAACCAGCCGAAUCCUGGAAGGGAUCUUCUCCCCCCGGCAGAUCGAAGCCACGCUCUGCCUCCAGUUCCUCUUCAGGCUGCUGCAGAAGCAGCUGAGCAGCGCGGCCCUGUCCCCCGAGCGGCUGGUGAACGUGUGUCACUGCCUGUACGAGGCCCAGGACCCCGCUAUCAGGGACAGGGUGGGCCGGCUGCUGGAGCGGGCCUCCCAGGGAGAGGAGGAGCGCCGCCCCGGGGACUGGACAGAGAUGGCCUUCCUCCUGCAGAUCACCAGCGCCCUGGAGGAGCUGGACCUGGAGAACAGAGGGCUGGGGCCGGAAGGGGUCCGCCGGCUGCAACCAGUGCUGCCCUUCUUCAAAACACUCAGGUUUGGACAGAAUCCCCUGGGAGCUGAAGGAGCCGCCCUGCUCGCUGAGGUGCUGAAGAGCCCAGACUGCAAGAUCGAGAGGCUGUGGGUGGUGGGGACAGGUCUGGGAUCGGAGGGGGUUGCGAUGCUGUGUGAGGGACUGCUGAAGAACAGCAGCGUGGUGGAUUUGAGGAUGGCCAUCAAUAACAUCGGUGACGAGGGCGCUGCCUCUCUCGCGGAAGUGCUGAAGAGAAACAAGACUUUAAAAGACAUCAGGUUACGUGACAACAUGAUCACAGACCCAGGGGCGGAGCUCUUAAUGCAGGCUCUGCAGGAGAACAGCACUCUGGAGGACCUCUGGCUCUACGACAACAAAAUUUCCAAAAACGGAGUCCGAGUGCUAAAGGAGUUUGCAAAGGCUCGGGAGGGACUGGACAUCAAGAUCUGCACCUGACUCACUAACAUCACUGGAACCUGCUCAGACCCUGCCCCCUGACACCACUGGAACCUGUGCUCAAGCCCCGCCCCCUGACACCACUGGAACCUGUGCUCAAGCCCCGCCCCUAACAUCACUGGAACCUGUGCUCAAGCCCCGCCCCCUGACAUCUCUGGAACCUGUGCUCAAGCCCCGCCCCCUGACAUCACUGGAACAUGGGCUCAAGCCCCGCCCUCUGACAUCACUGGAACAUGGGCUCAAGCCCCGCCCCCUGACACCACUGGAACCUGUGCUCAAGCCCCGCCCCCUGACACCACUGGAACCUGUGCUCAAGCCCCGCCCCUGACAUCACUGGAACCUGUGCUCAAGCCCCACCCCCUGACACCACUGGAACCUGUGCUCAAGCCCUGCCCCUGACAUCACUGGAACCUGUGCUCAAGCCCCGCCCCUGACACAGUUUACCAUGGUGUUUUUUAAUACUCUUUACAGUACCUCUCUGGACUUCACAAUGCUUCCCUGUGCUUUACCAGGCUUUCACUCUACUUUAUUAUACUUUGCUAUGAUUUGACUAUGGGGGCUGGUUUGCUCUUUCUUAAUAACUAGCUUCCCUGCGGAUCCCCGAUGUCUCCCAUACGAGAUUAUUCAUGACACUCCCAUCUCCACACCAGCCAACCAUGCAUACACUGAUGUGCACCCACUACAGUGCAAUCCGCUCGAGAUUCUGUUCAGAGCAGACAGAGAGCCAGCGUUCACUGGCCAGGCUGGAGAGGGUUCUAAAAGCAUUGCAAUUCAAAUGAUGCUUGAUAACUAUAGGUUAGAAGUCAGGUUGAACGCCCUUGUUAGCGUUGGCUCUGUGAUUGCUGUGAGCUCAGAGAGUCCUUGCACAGGAGGAAGAGUUGCUGCUUACAAAGCACCCAGUCUGACAGGCUCCAGUACAGAAUCUCCUUCACUUUGUGGAUCUGCGUUUUAUUGAAAUGAUGUUGCUUUGUGUUUUGUGGUCGUGAAAAGUAAGGGACUCGGACCACUGCUUCAGCCAACCACAGUGCAAGCGUCCCUGCAGAGCUCUGCCACUGCAGUGCAUGACGGAGCAGGGAGACACUGCCAUUGCAACGUGCCAGAGUGUGAUCAUGGUUAAUGCACCCCCUGUGCCACCUGCUUACACAAUGUACUGCAAGAUCUAUUUAAAUGGUUCCUUUUAAUGUUACUAACUUAUAGAUAAAAUUGCUGUUUCUUUCUGUAAACCGUUAAAUUAUGUUUUUUUUUAAGUGUUAUUUCAUGUAAUAUAACAGGCACUGUAACUUAUGUUACCAAGCAUCAGCAAACACUAUUUAUUAAUUUUACAGUUUAAACUGAGAACGUUUGGAAGUCGUGUGAAGGUGCUGUUUGGUGUGUGACUGCCCUCUGGUGAGGUUUCUCAGCUAGUGCAGUUCAUUUCUAGAUGGUAUUGAUGUGGUACAUGGCCACAGCCCACAGAUAAAAACCUCCAACCUCCAUUUACUUCUAGGUUAUAUUUAUUUCUACGGGGAAUUAAUUCAGAAAUUGGGAAUUCCCAAGAGAUUUCAGAACGGUUCGGCCGAUAAUAAUUGCAGCAUUAAUAAUCAUGAUAUGCAAGUCGCGAUACAAUAUGCAUCACAACACAUAAUUCACCUAGAAAAUGUUUGUGCAUGCUGAAUUUAAUCAGUUUUUCUAUUCCAUAUAAAUGCAUUAGACACCUUUUUUUGUUUUGAAGAAAAGCACAGAAUUGAUAAUGCAUUUUUUUUUUUAACACUGCAGAAACUUUAUUGUUUUGUGUGCUCUGGAAACCAGAACAAUAAAUUACAAAAUAACUUAAAUAUAAUAAAGCAAGCAAUAAAUAAAAUGACCAAUACAAAAUAGAAAUCUCAUCGUAAAAAAAAUAAAUACAUUACUGUUUAAAAAAAGGUCGCACUGAGGAGUUAGCAGGCCAUCUGGUGUGACUGUAAAGUAAGAUUUUGCUUGGGUUCACAGUUUGCAAGUUGCAUCCGUGAUGUCUCACUGCUGGCUCCUGGAUUUGAGCAGGGUGAAGUCGCGCACCACCUUGCCCAGGUACUUCUCCAGAUCUCUCAGGAUGAUGGAGCCCUGCAGCUUGCUCAGCCACUCGCUCUGGGGGUUCAGCAGCUCGGGGGGCAGCACCUCCGCUGGUGGGGGCGGGAGUGUCACGUUCAUGGACCAGAGCUGGGGAGCGGAACACACAACAGCAGUGAGCACACAGUCACCCCGAAAUGAAGCUGCACACCGACGCGCGCUCUCAAAUCAAUAUGCUCCUGGCAGGGGGGUUCUGGGGGCCUUGUAAUAGUUCCCCAAAGUAAAAGCAUAGCAAAGUGUCAUAAAGCACAGUGAAAGCAUAGCAAAGUGUCAUAAAGCACAGUGAAAGCAUAGCAAAGUGUCAUAAAGCACAGUGAAAGCAUAGGGAUGCAUUGUAAAGCACAGUGAAAGCAUCGGGAUGCAUUGUAAAGCACAGUGAAAGCAGAGGGAUGCAUUAUAAAGCAAAGAGAGAUAUGGUAAAGCAUAUUAAUAAACAUGGCAGGCCAGGGUAAAUGCACGGUGAAAAUGCAAAAAUACCAUGGGGAACUUUUCUAAGGGAUGUCUGGGGGGGGAACCCCUCGAUGUUUAAAGCUAUAGCAGCGACUUCUACCGAACUAUCAACCAGCAUAAACAUUUCAGAUCAGUCCAACAAGACGUGAUCCGGGUUACAAGCUUUCUUACAAACGUCAGCUUGCACACAAACCAAUUCCAGAGUUCAGAUACAGACGUGCAUCUGAGCAAUUACUGUUCUUCAACAACCCUGAAGCCCGUCAGACGCUUUCAGGCUUAAUUUGUUUAUGGCACCAUUUUUAAAGUUUUUUUUUUUUUUUUUAGUUGCAGGGGACAUUUCCAAGAAAUUUCAUAAUUUGUGUAAAAGUCAAAAAGCAGUUUUGAUUUGAGCGAUUUGGAAAAGAACGUGAUUGAAAACGUUAACCUUUUAUAAUUAUUUGUUUAUUUAGCAGACCCUUUUAUCCAAGGCAAUUUACAGAGACUAGGGUGUGUGACCACCAGACCACACAGCCUCCUACAGCUGUUAUCACGCUGUUAUCACGCUGCUAUAGUAGAGAACAUAUCUUUGUCGCCACCUUUGUACCGUUUUCAGAAAGCAUAUCAGUAUAGUUUUAUCAGCUCUGCUUGUCUAAAUGACUAAAAGACAAACAUUUUCUUCUCUUUGGAUUUCCUUUAUAUAAUUAAACUGGAUUUUGCAGACUAUGGAAGGAUAUAACUGUAUAAUGAGCCCUUGAGAUUAUAUGAAAAUCCUCAGAAUGUGUGAAUCACUCGGAGAGUUCCUGGGUACUGUUUACUUCAGAUAUGCAAUAAUAAUACUAAUAAUACUAAUACAAAUAAUAAUAAUAAUAAUAAUAAUAAUAAUAAUAAUAAUAAUAUUUAUUGCCCUACUUUAUUGUAAAGUUCUAGAUAUAUUUUACAUUGUGCCCAGUAAUUUGAUUUGAGCAGUGAAUUCAUAAACAGCCUGGAUGGAA